AUGAACAAAAACGGAACCGCUAAAAUGAAUGAUAAUCAAAUUAGAGCAGAAGGUAGAAGGUUAUUUAAACGCUUCUAUAACAUUCCUGAUGGUGUUAAUCCUAAAACUCGUAGAAGCUAUUUAAAUGAAGCAAUAGAUGCAUAUGAAGGGUUUGACAUUUCAUCAGAAAGUGAGAGAUUAGCGAGAAUGUUAAAUGUUAAUAUUGAUUUCUAUUAUUGUGAUCCUCAACCAGAAGACGUGGACAUAAAUAAGGUAGACUUUCCAUUAGUGGAUUCAAUAAUGAUAGAUCCAGAAUUUGAAACAAUAAAUAUUUUAUUAACACAGAGUCCAUGUGGAAAACUUCACGCUGACAGAAUAACAGACGUUGAAGCACUCACCGGCUAUAGAGUUUGUCCAUAUUGUAAAGAAGAAGUUUAUUCUAUCCGUGAUGAUCCAGAAAGGAAAAACCAAAGAAGAUUUUUAAAGCAUUGUGAGAAAUGUAAAGAAAAUAAUGGAAGAUUAAUUCAAGACGUUCAAUUGCAAAAGACACAGCAACCAUAUGCACCACAUAUUACGAAACAGAAGAUAUAUCAGUGGUUAUUAGCUCAUAAUUUGCAGGAAUAUUAUCAACCGACAAGAUAUUAUAUUACUUUUGACUUCGAAACAUUAGAGACUAAAGAAGAAUUACAACUUUCUGAGUGUGCAACUUUGAACGCUUACUUAAAACCAUUCAUGGUAUCAUCAACGGUUAAAUUAAACGAUAAAACGUAUACAAGGAAUUUUUGCUUAACUUCAAGUGAUUCUUUUAUUUCUGAUUGGAUUGAGUUUUUAUUUUCAACAUGUUCAUUAGUUGCUAAAUCAAAUAUUGAACAAUAUGAAGAAUUAAUGAAGUCCCAUACAUUAAAUGAAAAACAGAAGGAAGCAUUUAAAGAACUUCUAGAUGAGGAAUUCAAUAAAGUGAAUAUCAUAGGUUUUAAUUCGGGAAAGUUUGAUUUAAAUUUAAUUCUUCGUGAUUUAAAUACUGCAAAAUGGAAAAUAAAAUCAAUGCUGGGUUCUUCUUCUCAAUUUAAGCAAAUCAUUGUAAAGAAAACAAACACUCCAUAUGAAUUGAGAUUUAUUGACAUCAGAAAUUAUAUAGCGGGUGGGACAUUAGACCAAUUCACUCAAGAUUUCGGAAACAAUAAAUCACGUGUUAAAUCCUUUUUCCCCUAUCAAUUCAUCACGUGGGAAAAUUACGAAGAAGAAUUAUAUAAAGUGGAACCAUUCACUCAAGAUUCAUUUUAUUCAGCAUUAACUCAAGAAACUAUAUCAGAUAGUGAUUAUCAAAUAUAUCUCAAUGAUGCUAAAAACUUUAAGAAUAGAUUAGAAUAUUUUAUUCAUUAUUGCAAUAAAGAUGUUGAAAUUAUGAUUGACCCAAUUGAUAAAAUUAUUGAAGAAACAUUUGUUUAUAAAAUUGACAUGCUUCAUAAUCUUUCUUUAUCAUCGAAUGCUUCAAUGA
Trichomonas vaginalis G3 is the source of this 1477-nucleotide messenger RNA. Its product is annotated as DNA/RNA polymerase superfamily. Lineage: Eukaryota; Parabasalia; Trichomonadida; Trichomonadidae. The annotation marks the transcript as partial. The transcript has a single exon. The record is from RefSeq and is a predicted model, not a curated record. Gene Ontology annotation, molecular function: nucleic acid binding.